GAAAUGGCCAGGACCAAGCAAACCGCCCGUAAAUCUACUGGUGGUAAAGCCCCUCGUAAGCAGCUGGCCACUAAAGCUGCCCGGAAGAGCGCUCCUGCCACUGGGGGAGUGAAAAAGCCCCAUCGUUAUCGCCCCGGCACUGUGGCCCUGCGAGAGAUCCGCCGCUACCAGAAAUCCACUGAGCUACUCAUUCGUAAGCUGCCCUUCCAGCGCCUGGUGCGUGAAGUCGCCCAGGACUUCACUAUAGACUUCCAGAGCUCGGCCGUUAUGGCCCUGCAGGAGACGAGCGAAGCCUACUUGAUGGGGCUCUUUGAGGAUACCAACCUGUACGCUAUUCACGCUAAGAAAGUCACCAUUAUGCCUAAAGACAUCCAGUUAGCCCGGCGUAUCCGGGGUGAACAGGCUUAAAGGCUGCACUAAACUAUCUAUAUCCCCUGAUAAUAAGUUAAAACCACUUGUAUGUCUUUUAGAGCUUGAAUUUAAGGGUGUAUUUUACUUAGUGGAUUAUCUAAGGGUGUUCCUCUUGAAAACAGAAUGUUGUACAGGAAAAGGUAUG
Molecule: messenger RNA, 556 nt
Organism: Chelonoidis abingdonii (Abingdon island giant tortoise)
Lineage: Eukaryota; Metazoa; Chordata; Testudines; Testudinidae
Product: histone H3-like
Cellular component (GO): nucleosome
Molecular function (GO): protein heterodimerization activity; DNA binding; structural constituent of chromatin
Source: RefSeq, a predicted model, not a curated record